This is a messenger RNA of Dentiscutata erythropus, 381 nucleotides long. Lineage: Eukaryota; Fungi; Glomeromycota; Glomeromycetes; Diversisporales; Gigasporaceae. The record is from the annotation of a GenBank genome assembly.
UUACAUCAAAAAGAUUUGCAGCAUCACGCUGAAGAAAAUGAAAUAUUUAAAUCGGUCAAAGACAUAGUUAAUUUAUUAGCAUUUAAAAUUCUAAAUGAACAAGGUUCUUUGUCUGAAAUAAUUGCUCUAAGAAAUGCAACACGAAGGGUUCAAGAUUAUCUAAAAGCAUCUUUAAAUUUAUUCUUAUAUUGCAUUACUUUUGGUCUAGUUUUUUCAAUGGGCAAUCCUUUAGGUGGCGAUAAAGAAUGGUUAAGUUUGAAUGAGGAUAAUUUCGAAAAAACAUUAAAUUUACUAAAAGAAAACGAAGAGUUGAAAUUGGCAUUAGAAGAAAAAAAUGAAAACUGCGGUCCAAAGAUUAUGAAUGGAUUAGUUGACUAUGCA